AUGAACGCGGCAAUGUCGAAUCUGGUCAUCUCUCUGGGUGCCAUGCAAGUGGCUCGUAAAAUCCCUUUUGAUGACCCCCAGGUGCUCCUCUACGCCCGUAUCGGGUACGUCGCGGCGCAGGUCAUCAUCCUCGCGGUGUAUUACUAUGUAUCUAUGAAGAUUAAGGAGAAGAACGACCUGACUGUGCUCAAAUAUGUCGAACCCGCCAAUCCGAUGGCGAAGGACGACAAUAACCUGGUGACGACGACGGUGCGCGACUACGACCUCACGGAGACGUCCAAGCUCGUGCGCGGCGUGUACAUCGGCUUCGCGAUGAUGUGCUUCCUCCAUCUCUACAUGAAGUUCACACAGCCGCUGUUCGUGCAGGCGCUCAUGGGAAUGAAGAACUUGUACGACGCGAAGCCCGUCGCGAUCUAUAUUCUCGGCAAGGCCGCAGAGGGUGACCUCAAGCGGCCAUUCAAGGCGGGUGGCAUGUUCGGCGCUGCUGCAGAUCCGCAGACGGACAAGGCUGCCAUCGACGAGGCGGAAAAACGGCGGGGAAAGAAGGAGGAGUAA
Molecule: messenger RNA, 555 nt
Organism: Sparassis crispa
Lineage: Eukaryota; Fungi; Basidiomycota; Agaricomycetes; Polyporales; Sparassidaceae
Product: SRP-independent targeting protein
Exons: 7
Coding region: 1-555 (184 amino acids)
Biological process (GO): protein targeting to ER
Cellular component (GO): endoplasmic reticulum; mitochondrion
Source: RefSeq, a predicted model, not a curated record